AUGCGCGAGAAGGUAGUGGAAAGUGGCACCCGCCUCAUCCAGCAAGGCGACGAGGGCGAGGUCAUGUGGGUGAUUGAGGAGGGCGAGCUCGAGUGUUUCAAGACGAUUGGCGGCGAGGAGAAGUCAGUCAAGAAAUGCUGCCGCGGCGACGUCUUCGGGGAGCUAGCGCUUCUCUACAACUGCCGCCGGGCGGCUUCGGUAGUGGCCUCGCAGAAGUGCGUGCUGUGGGAGCUGGACCGGGAAACUUUCAAGGCCAUCUGCUACGAGGCAGCGCAGAAGGCGCCCCCAGAGUAUGAGGGCUUCUCCGCCCCCGCCGCAGCCUCUUCGGCUGCCCCAGCAGCGGCAGCAGCGGCACCGGCACCGGAAGCAACGGAAGCGCCGGAUUCGCCGAAGGAGGCGAGGCAAUCCUCGAAGGAGGACGGGGCCGAUUCGGACAGCGAUCCGGGCGACACGGCGGAGUCGGUUCCCAUCCAGCAGGUGAAGAGACCCGUUGGCCGCAGAACGGGCGUUAGCGCGGAGGCGACGAAAGGUGGCGAGGACAGCUGGACGCCACCGGUGUAUGAGAAGACGCCCGAGGAGCGCGCGUCACUGUCUGAGAUCAUCAAGUCCUCGCGUGAUAGCAAGAUUCACAUGCUGUUUGGCACCGUGAAUCAAAAGACUUUCGAGAUGAUCCUCGAUGCCAUGUUCAUCAAGAAGAUCGGCAAAGGAGAGGCAGUGAUUUCCCAGGGCGAAGAGGGGGACUACUUCUACAUCGUGAAGAAGGGGCAGUUUGACAUCUUCGUGAAGAAGGGCGACGAUCCCCCGAAGAAGGUCUUCCAGUGUGGACCGGGCUUUGCUUUCGGAGAGAUGGCCUUGCUCUACACGUGCCCGCGCACUGCCACCAUCACGGCCCAGGAUGAGUCAGAGGUGUGGAGCCUGGACCGCACGGCGUUCCGAAACCUCGUCGUCCGCAGUGCUGAAGCCCAGUUCAAGGAGUCUUGUAGCUUCCUCAACUCCUGCGACAUCUUCGCCACCUUGACCCAGGACCAGAUCUGCUCCCUUGCGGAAGUGCUUGAGGAGGAGGAGUUCGACGACGACGAGGCGAUUGUCGAGCAAGGCGAGAAGGAUGACAAGAUGUUCAUCCUACGAACGGGCCAAGCAGUCGCUUGCAUCGGGGGCGAGAAAGGCGAGAUCGAGGUCAAGCAGUACGCGAAAGGAGAGUACUUCGGAGAGAUUGCGCUUCUCAGUGGCCAGCCGCGUAAAGCCAGCGUGUACGCGGUGGGCAAAGCGACCUGCUUCUACAUCACCCGCUCGACCUUCCGCCGAAUCCUCGGACCGCUGCAGAGCUUUCUGGAGAAGAACAUGGACAAGUACGCCAAGUACCAAGAUGCCAUGAAGGAGGGGGUCAACGAGGAGGAGGACACCACCAAAAAGGAGGGUCCGUCGGAGAAGAAGCAGAAGACCGUCCGCAAGCGGGAGAAGAAGGGCGAGGACUUGGCCAAGGUCGAGAAGAAGGUGGUCAGCGAGGCAGGAGCAGAUGCACCAGCGGAGACGUUGGCAGACAAGGUGGCGCAGGACUUCAAGAAUCCGGCCCUGGUCACGCCGAGCGACGCCCACGUGGUUUCAGACGCUUCCAUGAUGAUGUUCGGUGGCGUGGUGCCGGGUCAGAAAUUCACCAUGGACAAGCACAUCCAUUGCCGCACAAAGUUCGAGAAAGGACAAAGAGGAGACGAGGACCUUUACACGUGGCAGGCGGCCACGAAGUUGAAGCAGGCCACCGAGAUUGCCGUGCUUUGCCAGAAGGGCCAAAAGUCCGCUUCCGACCCGACUCCCAACCAGGACAACUUCUUCGUGCACCACGUUGGGGCAGUGACCAUGUACGGCGUGUGCGAUGGGCAUGGUCCCUUCGGCCACCUUGUGUCUUUCCGACUUGUGCAGACGCUGCCAUACUUCUUGACGAACAGCGAGCACUUCGGCAAGAACUGGGAGGAAGCGCUGCAAGAGGCCUUCGGCAAAGCGCAGGAGGAUUUGGAGACCUUCUGCCGUGAGCAAAACAUCAACAUCGAGGCCUCGGGUGCGGCAGGGUCUUGCCUGGUGCUGGAGGAGCAGACCGUUCACAUUGCCUUCAUUGGCGAUGCGAGGAUCAUGCUCGGAUCCUGGAAUCGCCGGGACUCGCGCAUGAUCUUUUGCACGAAGGACCACAAACCCGAGCUUCCUGAAGAGAAGGCGCGUUUGGAGGCCGAGGGCAGCGAGGUCAGGGAGGUCGACGAGGGGAGCUGGCGAAUCUACCUCAAAGGUUCCAACUUCCCUGGGCUCACCAUGUCCCGCGCCUUUGGGGACACGGCCUGUGCCGGCAUCUCCCGUGUUCCGGAAUACCACAAGUUCCUGAUGCAGCCCAAUGACCAGUGGUACGCCAUCGUGGCUUCCGAUGGCAUCUGGGAGUUCAUCGAAGGAGAGGAGUGCUGCAGCCUUACGUCGAAAAAGCUUCGGCUGAAAGGUCCGCGAGAAACGGUGGAGUUCAUCACCACCGCGAGCCGGAAGAGGUGGGCCCACGUCUGCGGAGAUUACUGCGACGACAUCACGGCCCUCCUGGUUCAGUGGAACACCACACCGCCCGAAGGAGGCACCAGCAACCACAUGAUGACAGUGCGCCAGUUCCAGCCACCAUCCUCCUAA
This is a messenger RNA of Symbiodinium natans, 2655 nucleotides long. NCBI's taxonomy places the organism in Eukaryota, Dinophyceae, Suessiales, Symbiodiniaceae. The record is from the annotation of a GenBank genome assembly.